Molecule: messenger RNA, 1110 nt
Organism: Brugia pahangi
Lineage: Eukaryota; Metazoa; Nematoda; Chromadorea; Rhabditida; Onchocercidae
Source: the annotation of a GenBank genome assembly
AUGACAAUAAAUUAUAACUUACAAUUAUCAAACUCAAAACCAUGGGCACUUUUCCUCAUUCUACUACGUUGGCGUGGAAGUAUUUGGAAACUUGUACUAAUCGAACUUAUCAUAUUUUUAUUAAUGUUUUUAUUUAUAAAUAUAUUUCUCAAUCAUAUACUUCCAGAAAAUACACGCAAAAUAGUUGCUGAAAUAUCACAAUGGUUUAAAUCCCAGGAAACUUUUAAAAUGAUACCAGUGGAAUUUAUGCUUGGUUUUCUUGUUCAAGCAAUCAUAACACGUUGGCAGAAGAUGAUUCAUGAUAUUGGUUUCAUUGAUAGUUUAUCAUUGACAGUAGCUAGCUAUAUUCAUGGUAAUACGGAUUAUAGUCGUAUGAUACGACGUAAUAUCGUACGUUACGUUUGUUUAGCUCAAGUGCUUGCAUCACGUGAUUUUAGUAUUGCAGUUCGAAAAAGAUUUCCUACAAUUGAUUCGAUUGUUUCAGCUGAUUGUAAUUUUGGAUCAAGGUAUUGGUUACCUGUACAAUGGGCACUUUCUAUUGUUCAUACUUCUCGUCGAGAACAGUUAAUUGAUAGUGACUUCUAUUGUGAACGCAUCUGUGAAGAAAUUAGAUGCUUCCGAAAUAGUUUAGCCAAUUUAUGCAAAUUUGACUGGGUACCAUUGCCGUUAGCAUAUCCUCAAUUAGUGUAUCUGGCAGUACAUGUACAUUUUUUCAUAGUACUUAUUUCAAAACAAGAAAUUAUCCUACCAGUAGUACAAAAGAAUAUGACAGAAUCGCUCAGUGCUGCAACAACAGUUAGCGAAUCGUUACAUCGGUGGGUUCCGUUAACACCAGCUAUACAAUUCUUUUUUUACAUGGCUUGGACAAAAGUGGCAAUGGUACUUAUUAAUCCAUUUGGUGAAGAUGAUGAUGAUUUCGAAACAAAUGCACUUAUUGACCGAAAUUUUAAAGUAGGAAUAAGAAUUGCAGAUGGUACAAGUGAUGAUGUGCCAAGACAAUUGAAGGAUUCAUUUUGGAAUCAUAAUAUCGAAGCAUUAUAUAGCCAAAAAUCUAUUAGAAUUAAUGAAAGACAAGAUGGUUUAGUGGGUUCAGCUACAAGAUUUCCGUAA